Molecule: messenger RNA, 1546 nt
Organism: Neurospora tetraspora
Lineage: Eukaryota; Fungi; Ascomycota; Sordariomycetes; Sordariales; Sordariaceae
Product: methyltransferase LaeA
Exons: 6
Coding region: 498-1451 (317 amino acids)
Molecular function (GO): methyltransferase activity
Source: RefSeq, a predicted model, not a curated record
GCCAGCCUGCCCUCAUCACUCGGGACAUACCUUGUCAACCCUACGGUCACAUACCGCCCAUUGGUCGGUAGGGUACAAAGCAGGUGCAGUACUUAACUGCUCAGCUUUCGACUUCCAUCUGUUGUCCAGCCAUUCAUGAUUCCAUCAGACAGGUCAACUUGACAUAGACCCGGUUCCCUCUCAGCCCUGUCAUCAGACCCGCUCGCUCCUCUAGUUGUGCUACCCUCUGCACUUUCCGGGUUACUUCUUAUAAGUCGCAAUCAAGGCCUUGUUUUAGUUGCGAGGCUCCUUUCUUGUUCUGCUCUAUCCUGUCUUGUCCUGUCUGUCCGUGUUCCCUCUCAAGGUCGAACUAUUUGUAUUCGUUGUCUGACCACUCAGCAGCAGAUAGUCAAACACCACACCUCUUCACGGUCUCUCGUCUUCAAAGGAACAACACUUCCUGACGGGUCAUCCUGCCCUGCUACAUACAAGAGAACGUACAGUUCGACUUGCCAUUCAUGCCUGCCUCUCAUACCUACGGAUCUCCAAACCAGGACAGUUAUCCGUCUGACAGAGCAAUGGAAGGUCAUCAUGGGCCCGGGGGACCCAAUCUAGUCCCUGGGUAUAUGGAAAAUGGACGAUUCUAUGGGGAUUAUAAGAAAGGGCAAUACAUGCUCCCUAUCGAUGAGCUGGAGAAAGACAGACUCGACAUGUUUCAUCAUUUCUUUUUGCUCGCUCGCAACCAGCAACUCUUCUCAGCACCGUUCCCAAAUCAGGAAAGUCCGCGGAUCCUCGACCUGGGAUGUGGAACCGGAAUAUGGGCAAUUGAUAUGCAAGACAAAUAUCCAGAGCUUGGUCAAGUCACUGGUGCGGAUCUUGCUCUUAUCCAGCCAGAAUUUAUCCCGCGCAAUCUCGUAUUCAAACCUAUGGAUAUUGAAGAGCCGUGGCUGGAACUGAGCGGAUGUGCUUAUGACCUUAUUCACCUACGUACAUUGAAUGGUAGCAUCUCCGACUGGCCUUUUGUGUAUGACCAGAUAUACAAACACCUGAAGCCCCAUUACGGAUUUGUUGAGCAGGUGGAAAUCGAUUGGGUCCCGCGCAGCGACGAUAGGAGUCUGCCACCGGAUUCUUAUUUCUCACGAUGGGCCGAAGCGCUGAUGGAGGCAAUGGAUAGAGCUGGGCGUCCAAUGAGACUGGACAGCCAUCGCAUCCAGCAGCAAAUGACACAGGCUGGCCUGGUGGAUCCUCACGAGCAGAUUAUCAAGGUUCCUAUCAAUGGAUGGCCAGAGGAUGCUCAUGACCGCGAGAUUGGGCGAUGGUUCAACCUUGGUCUCACCCAAGGACUAGAAGCUCUUACCUUGGCCCCCUUCACCCGGAUUCUCGGUUAUACCCCAGACGAGGCGAGGGAUCUCAUCAGCCGCGUGAAGGAGGAGAUUCGGUCGCGGAAAAUACGCGCGUAUUGCACACUGUGAGUACCGACGAGCCUGCAAGCUGCCGUUAGUAAAAGGCACAAUUCCGUUACUCAAAUUGGCUAACUCUGAUAGGCACAUUUUCACGGCGAGGAGAC